Molecule: messenger RNA, 1042 nt
Organism: Paramecium octaurelia
Lineage: Eukaryota; Ciliophora; Oligohymenophorea; Peniculida; Parameciidae
Source: the annotation of a GenBank genome assembly
UAUAAAAGGAAUGAAAUCUGUAUAUUAGGACAUGUUAAAUAGAGCCUAUAAUACUCUAUUCCACCCAUCCGUCUAAUGGUUUAAAAUUCUAACUCCAGUGAACAAAUUUUGUUAAUCUAUUAGGGUUAUAAUAUUUUCAGAUACCCUGCACCAGCAUCCGAAAAAAUCAACCAUAUUGAACACGAUUUCAAAACUCCUUAUCGUGACUCCAAAUAUUAUGUCAGACAUGAUGAACCUGUCAUCGAGAGAGUAGCAAAAGUAACAUUUACCGACCCUCUCAAUGAAACCCCAACAGAAAAGUAAUUGAUAAUCUUUAAGGAUCUCCUAGAUUGGUCAGAUUAAAAUUACUUACUAAGGACCAAGUCAGCAAUUCUGAAGCUGUAUAAACUGCAACUCAACUCUAUGAAUAAAAAUACGGAUUGCCUUUAUCUCAAAAGGGUUAGAUAUCAUUCUAUCUCACUAGUGUAUUCCAAUUAAGUCGGCGGUGGAGAUGCUCUCUAAGACUUUUUCUAAGGUGAAAACAUCAGAGAGGUCAUGGCCAGCUUCGUGAGACAAUAAUGGGAAGAAGUGAAUGAAAAUGCACUUGAAGACUUAAACUGUACCAAUUUAGAUGAUGAUUAUCAUCCGACUUUAAAUGAAAAGGUGGGAUUCAAUCUUUAAGAAAAUGACCCUGUCUUCAGAUAACUAAUAGUUGAUCUACACACUUUAGUUAAAAACAUUGGCGUAAAUAAUUCAUCACUAAUGACUUUUCAUAUAGGAAAAAACUAAAUAGGAGGGCCAUCUUACAUUUUUCAGAGGCGAUCCCAAUUAUUGGCAUGUACUCGAUAAUAGUUUCCCUGCGGAAUCUAUUAGAUUGAUUCAAAACACUUUGGGUGAUGAAGUCUCCUAAUUAGGUAAUACUGUGCGAUUUUAGUAUUUAAUUUUAGAUCCAAAAGCAUUGUCAAAACAACAUAAUAGAGAAGAUUAUCACAUCGAACAAAAGGUUUAAGUUCCCAUAGAAAAUAAAUAUUAUUCAUGAAAUCAUAAAUAAAAUAAAAUAUUU